UGGUUAGUAUAUUUGGCUCCUCCCUCUCCUCUCGUAAAGGAGGACGGAACGAAACGGAACGUGGACCACGUGGCUGUACCUACCCGCGCCUGGAUUGAGAUUUAGUCUGCCGAGGGAAGAAGGCCGGGGGAGGAAGCUACCGAUCCCUCACAGCACUAGCAGCACGGAACAGGAGCGAGAUUAAUGGCGUCUCAUCCUCAUCCUCCAUCCAGCAAGGGCGAGAGCGAUGUGGAGUCGAUCCAUGUCCCUUCCCAGGCCACCGACGGCUCCGACGCCACCAGGCCCUUGCUGCCCGCCGCCUGCGAGGCCUACUCCGUCUCCGCCGCAAUCCUCCCCUUCUUCUUCCCUGCUUUGGGAGGCCUUCUCUAUGGCUAUGACAUUGGGGCGACAUCUGGUGCCACCAUAUCGCUCAAGUCCUCCACAUCCAGUGGCACAACAUGGUACGACCUGUCGUCAGUGCAAACUGGUCUCGUGGUCAGCGGCUCACUCUAUGGCGCUCUGAUUGGAUCUGCCAUGGCAUUUACCAUUGCAGAUUUUCUAGGAAGACGCAGAGAGCUUGUUGUUGCUUCGAUCUCAUAUUUAGUUGGAGCUCUUCUCACAGCAGUGGCGCCUAACUUCCUUAUCAUGGUGGUUGGUCGCUUUUUAUAUGGCAUAGGAAUCGGAUUGGCUAUGCAUGCUGCUCCCAUGUAUAUUGCAGAGACUGCUCCAAGUCAGAUUAGAGGCAUGCUUAUUUCUCUCAAGGAGUUCUUUAUUGUUCUUGGGAUGCUUCUUGGCUAUAUAGUAGGUAAUUUCUUUGUCGAAGUGCUUUCUGGUUGGCGCUACAUGUAUGCUACCAGUACUCCGGUAUGUGUCAUAAUGGGAAUCGGAAUGUGCUGGCUACCUGCUUCACCAAGGUGGCUUUUGUUAUGUGCCACACAAGGGAAAGGAAAUCUGCUGGAGACAAAAGAAAAUGCUACCCGUUGCUUAUGCCGAUUGAGGGGUCAAGCUUCACCUCAUUUGGUUUCAGAGCAGGUUAAUUUGAUUCUGGAUGAACUGUCAUAUGUUGGUGAAGAGAAAAAAGCAGGCUUCAGCGAGGUCUUUCAGGGAAAAUGUCUCAAAGCAAUGAUAAUUGGAUGUGGCUUGGUGUUCUUUCAGCAGGUCACUGGUCAACCAAGUGUGCUCUAUUAUGCUGCAACAAUCUUUCAGACUGCUGGAUUCUCUGGAGCAUCUGAUGCCACUCGUGUAUCAAUUCUUCUUGGCUUAUUGAAGCUGAUUAUGACUGGAGUAGCCGUUCUUGUGGUUGACAGACUUGGCAGAAGACCAUUACUUAUUGGAGGUGUCAGUGGAAUUGCUGUUGCCCUAUUCUUGCUGUCUUCAUACUAUACCUUGUUUAAGGGUGCUUCGUAUGUGGCUGUAAUAGCACUUCUACUGUAUGUUGGCUCCUACCAGUUGUCAUUUGGUCCGAUUGGUUGGCUUAUGAUUUCGGAGGUCUUCCCGCUGAAACUUCGAGGCCGUGGAUUGAGUGUUGCUGUUCUUGUCAACUUCGCCUCCAAUGCACUGGUCACUUUUGCUUUCUCCCCACUAGAGGACUUGAUUGGCACUGGGGUCCUCUUUGCUUCGUUCGGGGUGAUUGCGUUGGCGUCUCUCGGUUUCAUAUUAUGCAUCGUGCCCGAAACAAAAGGGCUCACCCUCGAAGAGAUUGAAGCCAAACUGUAGGAGUGUAGGCCCAGAUGUUAGUAUUGUCAUGUUAAUUAGCAUUGUGUUUGCUUCUCUUAGUCGCUUAAUCACUGUUGUACUAUUACAUUGAGAAAUUUACUUGUUUACAGCUGAAUAAAGUAGUAUAUCGCUAGAA
Brachypodium distachyon (stiff brome) is the source of this 1831-nucleotide messenger RNA. RefSeq names its product D-xylose-proton symporter-like 2. Gene Ontology annotation, molecular function: fructose transmembrane transporter activity. The coding region runs from base 184 to 1695 and encodes 503 amino acids. Gene Ontology annotation, cellular component: membrane. The record is from RefSeq and is a predicted model, not a curated record. NCBI's taxonomy places the organism in Eukaryota, Viridiplantae, Streptophyta, Magnoliopsida, Poales, Poaceae. Gene Ontology annotation, biological process: transmembrane transport. The transcript is spliced from 14 exons.